Messenger RNA from Westerdykella ornata, 798 nucleotides. RefSeq lists its product as uncharacterized. Bases 297 to 791 code for a protein of 164 amino acids. The transcript has a single exon. Lineage: Eukaryota; Fungi; Ascomycota; Dothideomycetes; Pleosporales; Sporormiaceae. The record is from RefSeq and is a predicted model, not a curated record.
AUUGUACAUUUGGGAUGCGUAAUAAGCUAAGUGGUAGAACUAAGUAUGCCUCCUACUCGUAGUCUGCAACCAGUGCGGGGCAGCCGUGCGUGACUUCUUGGAGGAGUAAUAAUACCUGGGGUGAAUGGGAUCAAACGAGGGAUCGACAAGGUUCGGUUCUUCUGGAAGGUUAAUGAAUUAAGUUGUUCCCGGGCCGAGAUGGAGGAUCGCCGUUGAGCGAAGGGGUGUUGGGAUUGCAGGGCUGUGGGACGAGGUGUUGGGAAUUGGAGGAAUGCCGGAACAUGCCGUGAGCUGUGAUGUUGGAUCCACCGCGAAAGACACAGGAAAGAGUUGAGCUUGCGGAUGACUCUGGAGGGAUGUGUUUGAACGGGAAUACAGCUCUGCGUAGAGCCAAAGGGAUGGUUUCAGGCUUCCCAACGGGUGCGGCCUCUUCUUCGUGUGGAGUACAAUCUCCCUUCGUCUCUUCUGAAUCCGGACUGAAGCAGAGCCAGGGCAAAGCAAACGGUGAAGAACAGGACGAGAAAAAAAAUGCCGAGUUCGACGGGUGCAGCUCCGGAAGGAUCACAUCACCCGUUUCUUUUUCCCCCUUCUGUCUGUUCUUUUCCUUGUUAAUUAUGGCAAACCUACGAAUAGCCGCGUGGCUUUCUUGGGCGUCAAGGGACAGGCACGCCCGUCAGCAGGUACUCGGUACGGGGCAGAAUUGGUGGCAUUCCAAUCUUCUGGCAGUCGGUGGCUGCAAAAUUGCUACUGAGGCAGAGAGGAUAGCGGAGAGGAUAGCCUCUUCUCGUUGACGGUUAU